Messenger RNA from Leishmania major strain Friedlin, 1140 nucleotides. Its product is annotated as RNA-binding protein-like protein. Gene Ontology annotation, biological process: maturation of LSU-rRNA from tricistronic rRNA transcript (SSU-rRNA, 5.8S rRNA, LSU-rRNA). Gene Ontology annotation, cellular component: nucleolus. The transcript has a single exon. Bases 1 to 1140 code for a protein of 379 amino acids. NCBI's taxonomy places the organism in Eukaryota, Euglenozoa, Kinetoplastea, Trypanosomatida, Trypanosomatidae. The record is from RefSeq and is a predicted model, not a curated record. Gene Ontology annotation, molecular function: RNA binding.
AUGCCGCCAAAGAGCGCCGUGAAGAAGGUCGACAGCGCCGCCGCUACGGGCAAGCGCAAGAAACUGUCCUUUGCUGAGUCAACGGUGAAGGCGGCCGCGGCGGCGAUACAGACCACGCACGUCAACGUGCCGGUGAGGGCAGCAGCGAAACACGCCCCUCUGGCUGCUGCACCUCGCAAGAAGGGACAGAACGCCAAGAAGACCACAGCGACUACCAGCAGCGCCGCGAGGCAGCGGGCGGCUACAGACCUGAAGCGUAGCGGCAUCGUGAAGGCCAAGAGGGCUGAGGAGGAAGUGGCUGCACCACCGGUGCCGAGCGACGAGGAAAACUCGAGGGACGAUGAGGAUGACAUGCUGAACGGCGGCGCGGCUGUCGACUCGGACACGGAUGACCUUAGCGACAUGGCGGACCGCACCCCAUCGGACGACGAGCUGGGGGCCGGCAAGCAGGCAUCCUCCUCGGCGUCCCGUCAGCGCGACAGCAACGGCACCGUCGAGCCAUACCGUGCCGUGCGCCUGAGCUUUCUGCCGCCUGAGUUCCAAGAGCCGCAGCUCUACAAGUUUCUUAACCAGUUUGGGGCAACGGUGCUGAAUUGCUUCUGUGUGCGCAGCAAGCGCACCCAUCGAUCCCGCGGUAUUGCGUACGUUGAGUUCGACAAGGAGUCCGCUAUACCGCUUGUGGUGGAGGAAUGCAAUGGCAUGGUGCUGGGUGGCAAGGCCGUACGCGCGCGCGCCGUCACGAUGCGGCGCCGCAUGCCGUCGCGCCAGAUGGUCGACCGCCGCCGCGCGCUCGCCUACGCGUACAAGACAAGGGGUGCGCCACUGAAGCAGCACGACGUGCGUCGCAAGGGUCCUGUGGGCCUGCUCAUCAAGGCGGUGCGCACCGAGAAAAACAACAACAACUAUCUCAAGAGCCUCGGCAUCGACUUCCAGACGGACUUCUUCCAGUCUCAGCUGGCCACGCUGCCACCUGUUCUCCUGAAGAAGAAGCGAUCUCGGUCGAAGAAGUCGGAGAAGGGCACUGUCGCCACGGCCGGCAUGGCGAAGGCGGUCGUAAAAACAACUGACAUCGCGACGGUGGCAUCCAAGUCCAGCCCGAAGCGGGCGACUCGCAAGGCGCCCGCGACGAAGACUAAGUAA